Molecule: messenger RNA, 5460 nt
Organism: Linum trigynum
Lineage: Eukaryota; Viridiplantae; Streptophyta; Magnoliopsida; Malpighiales; Linaceae
Source: the annotation of a GenBank genome assembly
UCGCAAAAUUUCCGGAAAAACCAGAAGCUACAGCUCUCUCUCUGGAGGCUGAGAGGAAAAGGGAAAGAACGAUUGUUUUCUGUUUGGUUCCAUUUCCAUUUCCAUUCCACCUGUGCUGUUGUUUGUUGUUUCCUUCUUUAUCGUCUUCCUCCACCUCAAUUCUCUCUCUCUCUCUCUCUCUGCUUACCUGGAAGCAAGUCUUGGAGCUGUUAUUAUUACAACUAAGGCACUGCUUCAUCGUCCUCGCCACCUUCCCUCCGAUCCGAGUAGCUGAGCUCGGAUUUUGGGAGACGCGGUUGUUGAGGAACUCAAUGAGGUAGGGAGAGUGGGGAAAGGAAGAUCUCAAGCGUACAAAGAUCGCUCGCCAUGGCUACGCCAGUCAACAUUAUAGUGGGUUCUCAUGUAUGGGUUGAAGACCCCGAUGAGGCAUGGGUUGAUGGAGAAGUAGUGAAGAUUGAUGGAGAACAGGUCCAUGUCAAUGCAACAAAUGGGAAGAAAGUUGUUGCAAAUAUCUCCAAAGUGUUCCCCAAGGAUACAGAAGCUCCAGCUGGAGGUGUGGAUGACAUGACAAAGCUGUCAUAUUUGCAUGAGCCUGGAGUUUUGAGUAACUUGGCUUCCAGAUAUGAGCUCAAUGAAAUCUAUACUUACACGGGAAAUAUACUGAUUGCGAUAAAUCCUUUCCAAAGACUACCGCACCUGUAUGACACUCACAUGAUGGAACAAUAUAAAGGUGCGGGGUUCGGAGAGCUAAGCCCGCAUGUUUUUGCAGUUGCAGAUGUUGCAUAUAGGGCCAUGAUUAAUGAAGGAAAGAGCAACUCGAUUCUAGUCAGUGGAGAAAGUGGUGCAGGGAAGACAGAGACAACAAAGAUGCUCAUGCGAUAUCUUGCAUACCUAGGUGGUCGGUCUGGCGUGGAAGGGAGAACUGUUGAACAACAAGUUCUAGAAUCCAACCCAGUUCUUGAAGCCUUUGGCAAUGCAAAAACUGUUAGGAACAACAACUCAAGUCGUUUUGGUAAAUUCGUUGAGAUCCAAUUUGACAAGAAUGGGAGGAUAUCGGGAGCCGCUAUACGAACUUAUUUGCUGGAAAGAUCUCGUGUUUGCCAAAUUGCUUCUCCUGAAAGAAACUACCAUUGCUUUUACCUUCUUUGUGCUUCACCACCUGAGGAAAGGGAGAAGUUUAAGUUGGGAAGCCCCAGUUCUUACCAUUACUUGAAUCAAUCAGACUGCUAUGAACUGGCUGGUGUAAAUGAUACAGAGGAAUACCUUGCCACAAGAAGGGCAAUGGAUGUAGUUGGCUUAAGUGAGGAUGACCAGGAUUCUAUCUUCAAGGUUGUAGCUGCAGUUUUGCAUCUUGGGAAUGUUGAAUUCGCUAAGGGACCGGAGAUAGACUCUUCUGUUAUUAAGGAUGAAAAGUCAAGGUUCCAUCUCAAUACAGUGGCAGAACUACUCCAGUGCGAUGUCAAAAGCUUGGAAGAUGCAUUGGUAAAGCGUGUUAUGGUAACACCUGAAGAGAUUAUUAAGAGACCUCUUGAUCCUGCUGGUGCAUUAGGAAGUCGAGAUGCCUUGGCGAAAACCAUUUAUUCUCGCUUGUUUGAUUGGCUUGUUGAUAAAAUUAACAAUUCAAUUGGGCAAGAUCCAAACUCGAAAACCUUGAUUGGAGUUCUUGAUAUAUACGGUUUUGAAAGUUUCAAGUUCAAUAGUUUUGAGCAGUUUUGUAUCAACUUCACAAAUGAAAAGCUGCAACAACAUUUCAAUCAGCAUGUCUUUAAAAUGGAACAAGAAGAAUAUACAAAAGAAGAAAUCAAUUGGAGCUAUAUUGAGUUUGUUGAUAAUCAAGAUGUCUUGGAUCUUAUCGAGAAGAAACCUGGAGGCAUCAUAGCACUUCUGGAUGAAGCCUGCAUGUUCCCAAAGUCUACACAUGAAACAUUUGCACAGAAGUUGUACCAGACAUUUAAAAACCACAAGCGCUUUAUCAAACCAAAGUUAUCUCGCACCAGUUUUACAAUAGCUCACUAUGCAGGAGAGGUAGCUUAUCUGGCUGAUCUUUUCCUGGACAAAAACAAAGAUUAUGUUGUUGCAGAACACCAGGAUCUCCUGACAGCAUCAACAUCCUCCUUUGUGGCCAGCCUCUUUCCAGCACUUCCACAGGAGACUUCAAAGCAAUCCAAAUUUUCUUCUAUUGGAUCUCGCUUUAAGCUUCAACUCCAAUCAUUGAUGGAAACUUUGAAUCAAACAGAGCCUCACUAUAUCAGAUGUGUUAAGCCAAACAAUGUACUGAAGCCUAUGAUUUUUGAGAACGUUAACAUUAUCCAGCAACUACGAUGUGGGGGUGUUUUAGAGGCAAUUAGAAUCAGCUGUGCUGGAUAUCCAACCAGAAGAACAUUCUAUGAGUUUCUUCUCCGUUUUGGAGUUCUUGCUCCAGAAGUUUUGGACGGGAACCAUGAUGACAAGGUUGCUUGCCAAAUGAUUUUGGACAAGAUGGGAUUGAAAGGUUAUCAGAUAGGUAAGUCAAAGGUAUUUCUUAGAGCUGGUCAGAUGGCUGAACUAGAUGCAAGAAGGGCAGAGGUGCUUGGAAAUGCAGCUAGAAUCAUUCAAAUGCAAAUCCGCACAUAUAUUGCACAAAAGGAGUUUAUUGCCUUACGACGAUCUGCUAUUCACUUGCAAUCUCAUUGUCGUGGUGUCUUGGCUCGCAAACAAUUUGAGCAGUUGAGAAGACAAGCAGCUGCUUUGAGAAUCCAAAAGAACUUCAAGGCAUACACAGCUAGGACAUCGUACAUGGCUCUCUAUUCAUCUGCGGUCACACUACAGACAGGCUUAAGAGCAAUGACAGCUCGCAAUGAAUUCCGUUUCAGAAAGCAGACGAAGGCUGCAAUAAUCAUACAGGCACAAUCACGGCGCUAUGCAGCAUUCUCUUAUUACAAACAGCUUCAAAAGGCUGCAUUAGUUUCUCAAUGUGGUUGGAGGAGAAGGGUUGCUCGGAAAGAGCUUAGGCAACUCAAAAUGGCUGCUAGAGAAACAGGUGCACUACAAGAAGCGAAAGACAAACUGGAAAAGCGUGUGGAAGAGCUCACAUGGCGUUUACAGUUGGAGAAGAAAAUGAGGACUGAUUUGGAAGAGGAGAAGGUUCAAGAAGCUGCGAAGCUGCAGGAGGCUUUACAUGCAAUGCAAAUACAAGUUGAAGAAGCAAAUGCCAGAGUCCUCAAAGAAAGAGAGGCAGCUAGGAAAGCUAUUGAAGAAGCUCCUCCAGUGAUUAAGGAGACUCCUAUUAUGGUUCAAGACACUGAAAAGAUUGAAUCACUGACAGCUGAGGUUGAGAGCUUGAAGGCUUCAUUGCAAUCAGGAAGAGAGGCUGCAGAAGAGACGAAAAAAUAUUACACGGAUUCUGAAGCCAGGAACUCUGAACUAGUCAAAAAGCUUGAAGACGCAGAACGGAAAGCUGAUCAGCUUCAGGAAUCAGUGCAGAGGCUGGAGGAGAAACUGUCUAAUGCAGAGUCAGAAAAUCAAGUUCUGCGUCAGCAAUCCCUCUCCAUGUCGCCAACAGGGAAAUCUUUGUCUGCACGGCCAAAAUCAGUCAUUCAUAGGACACCAAAGAAUGGCAAUGUAGCAAAUGGAGAAACGAAGGGAACACCGGAAACGCCUUCGUCUACACCAACUACACGGGAACCUGAAUCAGAAGAAAAACCACAGAAAUAUCUGAAUGAAAAGCAGCAGGAGAACCAAGACCUGCUGAUCAAGUGUAUAUCACAAAAUCUAGGAUUUUCCGGGGGGAAACCUGUUGCUGCAUGUGUCAUAUACAAAUGUCUUCUCCACUGGAGAUCAUUUGAAGUUGAAAGAACCAAUGUAUUCGAUCGUAUCAUCCAAACAAUUGCUUCAGCAGUCGAGGUCCCGGAGAACAAUGAAGUUUUGGCAUAUUGGUUGUCUAAUGCAUCCACAUUGUUGUCUCUGCUGCAACACACGCUCAAAGCAACUGGAGCCGCGAGCUUGACGCCACAGCGACGUAGAUCAGCAUCAGCUUCUCUCUUUGGGAGGAUGUCUCAAGGGCUAAGGACGUCUCCUCAAAGUGCUGGCCUCUCGUUUCUUAAUAGUGGCCGAGGUAUUAGUAGAUUGGAUGACCUACGCCAGGUUGAGGCAAAGUAUCCUGCAUUGCUGUUUAAGCAGCAACUUACAGCAUUCCUUGAGAAAAUAUAUGGCAUGAUCAGAGACAACUUGAAGAAGGAGAUCUCUCCAUUGCUUGGGUUGUGCAUUCAGGCACCAAGACAUUCACGCACAAGUUUAGUGAAAGGACGCUCUCAGGCUAAUGCUAUUGCUCAGCAAGCACUGAUCGCUCAUUGGCAGAGCAUUGUCAAAAGCUUAAACAGUUAUUUGAUUAUGAUGAAAGCAAAUAAUGUUCCUCCUUUCCUAGUGCGGAAGGUUUACACACAGAUAUUUUCUUUCGUCAAUGUCCAGCUAUUUAACAGCCUUCUUUUGCGACGCGAGUGUUGCUCAUUCAGCAAUGGGGAGUAUGUAAAAGCAGGUUUGGCCGAAUUAGAACAUUGGUGCGAUGAGGCAACUGAAGAAUAUGCUGGUUCUGCAUGGGAUGAACUAAAGCAUAUAAGACAAGCAGUUGGGUUCCUGGUCAUACAUCAAAAGCCGAAAAAGACAUUGAACGAAAUAACAAAAGAACUCUGCCCUGUUCUGAGUAUACAACAACUAUACAGAAUCAGUACCAUGUAUUGGGACGACAAGUAUGGCACGCAUAGCGUAUCUUCAGAGGUCAUAGCCAGCAUGAGAGUGAUGAUGACCGAGGACUCGAACAAUGCAGUCAGCAGUUCAUUCUUGUUAGAUGACGACUCCAGCAUUCCGUUCUCUGUGGAUGAGAUUUCCAAACCAAUACAACAAGCAGACAUUGCUCAUAUUGAGGCUCCACCAAUAAUUCGUGAGAACUCCGGGUUUGGGUUCCUACUGCACAGCUCUCAGUAGCAUAUGGCCAAGCCACAGACUCAAAAAGGCUCAUCUAGUGCAGGCCAUCAUGGGAUGCCCUGCCACGAACCAAUGAUGGCUAUUGAUUUAGACCAUGAUACGAUGCACGCCUUUUGAGCAUCCCCCGGUCGCUAGUAAGACAUGUGAAUAUAGAUACUAGCUUCUCUUGUUUUGCUUUGGGAUGGAGCAACAGCAGCAUCAGAAACGAACGAAUGUGCAUAGUAGUGGGUACCAUUGUUUUCAUUAAUUAUUAUUUGGACGAUCAUCUCAGGCAAGAGCCGUCCAAAUAAUUCAUUCUUUUUGGCCUUUCCUUUGUUAAGUAAACAAGGAGAAGGGCUGUUUGCUGAGAAAAAGGCGGAUUAAUCACCAUCAUCAUCAACAAUGAGUUGAGUUGAGAGUGGUUAUACGUCGCAGUGGGGUGUUUUGGGUGGCCUCAUCAUCAGUCUCCUCAUUCCAGGCAGCAAUGAGGAGGUGGUUUUGUAAUCAAAUUUUCAUGUUCUU